Messenger RNA from Ipomoea triloba (trilobed morning glory), 2179 nucleotides. Its product is annotated as protein BASIC PENTACYSTEINE6-like. The transcript is spliced from 4 exons. Bases 663 to 1661 code for a protein of 332 amino acids. Gene Ontology annotation, biological process: response to ethylene. Lineage: Eukaryota; Viridiplantae; Streptophyta; Magnoliopsida; Solanales; Convolvulaceae. Gene Ontology annotation, molecular function: DNA-binding transcription factor activity; sequence-specific DNA binding. The record is from RefSeq and is a predicted model, not a curated record. Gene Ontology annotation, cellular component: nucleus.
UUGCUCUCAUUCUUUUUCAAGUUUUUGGACUUCUGGAAAUGAUUUAUUUAUAGCUGAAUUUGAGUUAAAGUUUAAUCAUCUCAUACUUGGGGGGACUUUUUUGGGUUUUCUUUAGCUUCUCUUGUGGUGUGUUUUCUGCAUGAUGUUCAGCUCUAUUGGGUGCUGGGCUCCUUAUAUCUGCUAUUUGGGUUCUGAUAUGUGAAUUUCAGUGGGGGUGUUUGUUGAUGAUCUGGAUUUCAAGUUCUGGGUAUUGAAUUGACUGUUUUUUAGAGUUUGAUCUGAGAUGCCCAUUAUAUCCAAACUUGCUAUUUUGGGUAAUUUUCAGAUUGGUUUUGGUUUUUAUGAAUAUGAGUUCUGUUGCUAACCCAUUCAUUAUAUGAAAAACUGCUGCUUUAGUAUAAUCCUGCUGGUGUGGUGAGGAUCUUUGUGCUGAAUGAAUAUCUGAUGGGUCAGUUUUCAUGAUUGAGCUUAGUGUUUCUCUUGUUCCCUUCAAUGGCUUGGUGGUCAUAUAGAAGGCCCGAAGUGAUGCAGCAUCGAAUGCGUGUGGGUUAGAGCAGUUGGGCUCUGACUAUGGGCAGCCGUUAGGCCCUUGGUUGAGUAUUAGUUGCAACGGUUGAUUGAGAAUCGGAACCAACAUAGGGGGUUAUUCGAAGUGGACCUAGAUGGAUGACGGUGGGCCUCGAGAAAACGGAAGGUACAAACCACCGCCACAUGGUCAGUGGUUGAUGCAGCAUCAGCCAUCGAUGAAGCAGAUAAUGGCGAUCAUGGCUGAAAGAGACGCUGCCAUUCAAGAAAGGAACUUAGCCCUUUCUGAAAAAAAGGCUGCCUUGAACGAGCGGGACAUGGCUAUCCUACAGCGAGAUUCAGCGAUUGCUGAACGAAACAAUGCCAUAAUGGAACGGGACAACGCAAUAGCCACUCUUCAGUACCGCGAAAACUCGAUGAAUACUGGCAGUAUGUCUCCAUCGGCCCAAAGUUGCCAAAUUACCCGCGGAGUGAAACACAUUCAGCAUCCCCAACAGCACGUUCAUCAUCAGCCACAUCUCGGGAAAACAUCGUAUAGCCCGAGGGAUAUGCACUUAAGUGAUGCCAUACCCACGUCUCCAGCUGAUCCCGAGCCUGCUAAGCCCCGGAGGAAUAAACGGGCUAAAGAACCUAAGCCAGCAACGCCUAAAAAGGCUUCAAAACCGUCAAAGAAAGCUAAGAAAGAAGCCGAUGACCUAAACAAGACGAUGUGUGGCAAGAUGCAGGAAUGGAAGGGUACACAAGAAAUUGGCGGGGCUAGUGAUGACCUAAACAGACAAUUAGGCAUGUCGAGGCCAGAUUGGAAGGAUCAGGACCUAGGGCUGAACCAAGUUUCUUUCGACGAAUCAACUAUGCCAGUCCCGGUUUGUUCGUGCACGGGAGUUCUACGACCCUGCUACAAAUGGGGAAACGGCGGGUGGCAAUCCUCGUGCUGUACAACCAAUUUGUCAAUGUAUCCUCUACCCGCUAUUCCUAACAAGCGACACGCCCGCAUUGGUGGUAGAAAAAUGAGCGGGGGCGCAUUUAACAAGCUACUUAGCAGGCUCGCUGCAGAAGGCCACGAUCUCUCAAAUCCAGUCGAUCUGAAGGAACACUGGGCAAAACAUGGAACAAAUCGAUACAUCACCAUCAAAUAAAACUCCGAGCAUCUUGAACCCGCAACAUUACAUCUUAAGGUAUAUGUUUCCUUUGUUCGUUCCAGUUAAACUACUGUGGUGCAUUCGAUAAAACGCCAAAGAACAGGUACCUCUUUGACUACCAUUUAUCAUCACCAACCAAACUUUUAGAUUCUUCAUAAUCAUCUCUCAUUCUGCAUUGUGUAAAACCCCGAGAUAUGUUGAUUUCAAGACUCGAAUUGAAGCCUCUGCCCGAGUAACCGGAGAUAACUGUAAAGCACCUCUGUACUUUGAAUACCUUAAUGCAUUUACCUUAGAUUCCAGUUCAGUGUAAUAUUGGUUGUUUAGCCCUGUUGUUCAUGUUACUAUCUGUAUUCCAGUUCAGUGUAAAGCACCCCCACCCCCAAAUUGUAGUAGAUUCUUGAGGCUUAUUUUAUAAUAAUAUAUAAUUUGGCCAAUAUCUAUAUGGGCUAUGGUGUUCACAUGCCUCUUGUACUCUAUUGUAUAUCAAAAUUGGGUAGUUCACAUCCCCUUUAUAA